AUGUCGUCCCGACGAGACCCGCUAAGGUCACAGCCAUUCACGCCGACCACAAUUCGGGAUGCCCAAGAUACGCACGACACCACCAGGUAUUUGCAGCCAUCCGGUGGACGAAUACCACGAAGAGUUGGUCACAUGGCCAGUGGUCAGCAGUCUCCUCAGUACCCGGCUCAUCCAUCAGUUCGGAUACCGCAGAAGGCAAAAGCGAUGCCUAUGGGUGCUGGCGUAGCUCCAAGACCAACAAAGGGCUCACCGGCAACCUAUUCACAAGAUAAGGCACCUAGGCAACGGGCGGCCAACACACCAAACACAUCAAAGUCGGCGUGGGAUGCAUCACACGACCAAAAUUCACUUGUCAUGCACUCGCCGCCUCCGAUUCCUCCAUCUUCCUCUUCUCGGCGUUACAAUAUGACACAAUCAUAUGUUUCUUCAGUCGGAGGUGCGGACUCUCCACCAAUGAGGACAACAUUCCCACUAAGAGAAUCACAUUAUCCCGAGGACGACUCACCACGAGCCGCAUAUCCAAGCAGCAGACUCAUGCCACAGGCAGAGUUCCCUACUCCCGACAAUCGCGCUACGAUGCAGACUGUCGAUUCGUACGAUCAAUUUAGCACCCCUCGACACAAGCCAGGUCCGAUCGACACAUCACUGCGACCCGCGACGAUGGCAAAGCCUGGCGAGAUCUCUCCAGCAUCAACAAGAGCCAACGCGAUGAAUGCACUGAGUCAAGCUAUCGCAGUUGGUAUCAAUCAGCAGUCCAAGCCCGUCUCGCCACUCACAAUGUCACGACGAACUUCACGCCCAUUCUCGCCGCCAGUCCGAAUGCCAUUCGAUGAUGAUAUGAACUCCAUCCACACUACCAACGAGGACCUCGAGCCACCUGACCUGAAAGACGCGCCGCCAGUACCGACAUCCAAGCAUAACGUUCGCGGCCUCGCCUCUUCGCCUACCUCAGGCACUUCCGAGGCACCAAUACUCGGACUUGGCAUCGGCGCGCCUGGUCGUGGACUGUCAACAAAACGCGGCACUUCAAAACGACCUCCGCGACUUGACAUCGAUGCAGUGCGUGACAUGGAAGCUCGUGGCUCCACCACUUCACUCACCGACCUCAUCAAGCGAGCUACAAGACUGGCCUCCAACCUCGACCGCGGCAAGACAGCUAGCAGAUUAGGCAUGCUUGAUAUGUUUGGCAAAUCGAAUGAAAAGCUCGGAAGUCUACCACCAGGAAAGCGCGACUCUUCAAUGUCAGACAUGCUGUCUGCAUUCCCAGCCCCAGCCAUUGGCACUCCACGAUCCGAAUGGCCUGGCAACGAGAAGGGCAUGAACGCCAGCACGAGCGCGUUACCACGGUUCCCAAGCGAUUCUUCUAGCGAUGGGUCUAACAAGAAAGCCGGUCGGCGUCGCAUCUGCGGCAUGUCAGUACCCUGCUUCACUGUCAUCGUCAUCAUACUCAUCCUACUAAUCGCCGCGGCUGUCCUGAUACCCAUAUUCUUAAUCGUCGUGCCACGACAAUCCGGCAACAACUCCUCGCCAGCCUCCGUCGCCGACUGCACCAGAACCAACAAAUGCGAGAAUUCUGGCACAGCAAUCUUCACCAAUAACGCGUGCGGCUGCAUCUGUAGCGGCGGCUUCACUGGCGCUACAUGCGCUACACCGGGCGACUCCGGCUGCACGACUCAAAACCUUCAAGAUGGCAGCGUCAUCUACCGAGAUGCCACGCUCGGCCAACAGACCCUCCAAGCCUUCAAUGACGCAGGCACGUUCCGCAUCCCACUGAACGCCACCACCAUCUUAGCGCAGUUCUCGGCCAACAAUGUGCCCUGCCGCGAAGAGAACGAUCUGCUGGACAUGAGCGACGCCAUCAACGGCACCGCAUCCACCACCAGCAACAAUGCCGCCAAGCGCGAGACCGCACCCGAGCCGUUCGUCAUGCUGAAAGGCUACGAGCCUGCUCCUCUACCCGUCCACCCACACCGUGUAGACCACAUCCAGCACGAAGCCGCACAGCCGAUGAUCACCGCGAUUCCAACCCCGAGUGUUGCGCUCCGCGCCCGACAAGACGCUUCCGAGAGCAACACCAUGAUCUCCGAGAUCAACGGCAUCGUCUUCGACACAGCGCGCAACACCGUCGUCACCACCGCCACCAGUGCCACCGCAUCUGCCGCGGCGCCCUCCGCCACUGGCACAUCCUCCUCCGACGCUCCACCCUCAGCACAACUGACCUCCCAACUUUCAUUCUCGCGCGUCGUCGUGCUCUACAUCCUUGACAAGUCGCAGUCGCUCGCCACGGCACUGGACGCGAAGAACCGGCUGGCGAAGUAUUUCGAGAGCGUGGGAAGCGGGAAUGAGGUGCAGGUGGGCAUGGUCGCAGGGCUGAUGGUGACUGCUGAUAUGCAGAAUCUGAUACUAAAGGAUGGGGAUGAGGUUGUGAAUAAGAGCGAUUGA
Messenger RNA from Cyphellophora attinorum, 2442 nucleotides. RefSeq lists its product as uncharacterized. The transcript has a single exon. NCBI's taxonomy places the organism in Eukaryota, Fungi, Ascomycota, Eurotiomycetes, Chaetothyriales, Cyphellophoraceae. The coding region runs from base 1 to 2442 and encodes 813 amino acids. The record is from RefSeq and is a predicted model, not a curated record.